This is a messenger RNA of Castor canadensis (American beaver), 2524 nucleotides long. The record is from RefSeq and is a predicted model, not a curated record. NCBI's taxonomy places the organism in Eukaryota, Metazoa, Chordata, Mammalia, Rodentia, Castoridae.
CUCAGCCCAGAGUGGUCAAGGUUAAAGUUGUUUCUUACAUGUGAUGCCAUUCCAGCCCUGGACUCAUGGAGGCUGAACAUUUAUUCAGGAAUCCAUAGAGACUACUGUAUUCUUUUGAAGAACAUGUCUAACAGUAACACUACUCAAGAGACUCUGGAAAUAAUGAAAGAGUCAGAAAAAAAGCUGGUGGAAGAAUCUGUAAACAAAAGCAAAUUUACAUCCAAGACUCCAAGUAAGGAAGAAGUUGAGAAAGAAGGUGAAGAUAACAGUUUGCGUCAGGAGACACAGAGACGGACAUCCAGCCAUAGUCAUGCCAGGAAAAGAGCCAAGUCUAAUUCCAAGCUGAAGUUGGUGCGCAGUCUGGCAGUAUGUGAGGAGUCCUCCACCCCCUUUGUUGAUGGGCCACUAGAAACCCAGGAUAUAAUCCAACUGCAUAUCAGCUGUCCCUCUGACAAGGAGGAAGAAAAGUCUACAAAGGAUGUCUCUGAAAAGGAAGAAAAGGACAAAAGCAAGGAAAAGGUUCCAAGGAAGAUGCUGUCCAGAGACUCCAGCCAAGAAUAUACGGACUCCACUGGAAUUGACCUACAUGAAUUUCUUGUAAAUACACUGAAAAAGAACCCAAGGGACAGAAUGAUGCUGCUAAAAUUAGAACAGGAGAUUCUGGAAUUUAUUAAUGACAACAAUAACCAGUUCAAGAAGUUCCCUCAGAUGACCUCAUAUCACCGGAUGCUAUUACACCGGGUAGCUGCCUAUUUUGGGAUGGACCACAAUGUUGAUCAAACUGGGAAAGCUGUCAUCAUCAACAAAACCAGCAAUACAAGAAUCCCUGAGCAGAGAUUCUCAGAACAUAUAAAGGAUGAGAAGAAUACAGAAUUUCAACAGAGAUUCAUUCUCAAGAGAGACGAUGCCAGUAUGGACCGAGAUGAUAACCAGAUCAGAGUUCCAUUGCAGGAUGGAAGGAGGAGCAAGUCAAUAGAAGAGAGAGAGGAGGAAUAUCAAAGGGUCCGAGAGAGAAUAUUUGCCCGAGAGACUGGCCAGAACGGAUAUCUAAAUGACAUCAGACUCUCCAAAGAAGCCUUUUCUUCUAGCUCUCACAAGAGAAGGCAGAUUUUUAGGGGGAACCGCGAAGGGCUGAGCCGCACCUCAAGCAGCCGCCAGAGUAGCACAGACAGCGAACUCAAAUCCCUGGAGCCACGGCCUUGGAGCAGCACAGACUCGGAUGGCUCUGUCCGAAGCAUGCGACCCCCUGUCACCAAAGCCAGCAGCUUCAGCGGAAUCUCUAUACUCACCCGAGGUGACAGCAUUGGCAGCAGUAAAGGUGGCAGUUCAGGAAGAAUCUCCAGGCCAGGUAUGGCACUAGGUGCCCCAGAAGUAUGCAACCAGGUCACCUCACCCCAGUCUGUCCGGGGCGUUCUCCCUUGUACUGCCCAGCAGCAACAGCAGCAGCAGCAACUUCCUGCUCUCCCACCCACUCCUCAACAACAGCCACCCUUGAAUAAUCACAUGAUCUCACAGGUGAGUCACUACUCAGUGUCAGAGUCCCCUCUGCUCUGAUUUAAGAAAGUUCUGGAAAUAUAGUCAUGUCUAUUGUGCUGUGGGUGGCAGAAAGGAUCAGUUCUUGGAAAUAAACCACCUCCAUAUCUCAUUUGUUAAUUGUGGGGAGAGAGGAAUAAGGGCAAAUGUUUGGCCAUUGUACUCUUAGUAGAGUUAGCCCAUAUUCCAAUUGACCUGAGAAUUGUCAGUGGGAUCUUUCACCCCAUACUGUAUUAGCAAGGUGAUUUUGCUCACUAUAUUUACAAUCAGAAUGUGAAAAGAGCUUAGGUCUCACCAUAGUCUGACUGAAUAUGUUGACCCAUAAACACAUAUUUAUUUGUUGGGGUUUGGAGAAGAAAUAACACUGAAGAUCCUACAGUAUGUACUGUCACAAGACAUAAAGGCCAGCUAGACAUGGUGGUGCAAUCCUGUAAUCCCAGCAUUCAAGAGGAUGAGGCAGGCGGAUCAAGAGUUUGAAGCCUACCUGGCUACAUAAUGAAAUCCUGUCUUUAAAUAAAUAAAUAACAUAGAGACCCUGUUUUAUAUGCCAUAAAGGGAUAUAUUGUUCUGUUGCUGGACUGCUAGAUGUUGUCACAAAUUAGGGUUUAAGGAAUGUUUGUUUUGCUUCUAUGUAGACCAUGCAAGUCAUCAGCCUAAAAGUCAAGUCUUUGGAUUCUCAGUGUUCUAGGUUUCAAAGCCAUUGUAAUACUCCAAGCAGAGCUGUUCUAAGAUAUUCACUUAUUCUCUUCUUCCAUGAACAGAUCUCUUUGUGAGCAGAGCCCCAAGUUUUAUCCUGACAUAUUCUCUGGUAGUCAGAAGCCUAUAUUUCUGUACUCUUUUCUGCUACAGUUUAGGUUCUCUUUUUCACCUGCCAUUCUCCCACAUUCCCCUUCUCAGUUAGUCUAGCAUGGCCUUAGACAUAUUGUUUCUGUAUAUACAAGAAGCCAGGUUCUAAGCACUAAUACCCCAGAAACUGUAAACUCAAGUGUAA